GGCUCCUCCGUCACCUCCUCUAUGCCUAUAAAAAAUCGAUUUGUGUAAACUUUUUUAUUUUCCUCUAAUUACAUUUUCCUCAAAUUACAUUUGUCAUUCUUCACCACUUCACAAUUAGACUCAUUUCAUCAUGGCUCCUGUUAUUUCAAAGAUCUACAUCUAUCCUAUCAAGUCGUGCAAGGCUGUCGAGUUGGAGGAGUCGCAGCUCUCCAAGUACGGUCUUCUGCAUGAUCGCGUCUUUUUGGUUGUCGAUCCUGAAACUAACAAACAAAGAACCAUGCGAGAGCUUCCUUCGAUGACAUUGAUCGAACCGAAGAUUGUUGGCAAUGAGCUUGUUGUUAUCGCUGCAGACAAGACCUUGACUCUUCCCUUGGUCCCUGACAUCAGCAAGUACGAGAAGCGCACCGUUAACGUCUGGGGAGAUUUACUUGAGUCCGCUGAUCUUGGUGAUGAAGCAGCUCAGUUCUUUACCGAUUACUUAGGCGUCCCUUCCCGCCUCGUUUACAAAUCGCCUCACCAUAAGCGCCCAGUUAUCGAGCAUGCGCCUGGUGUUGCUGAAAUUGGUUUUGAGCCUGAGACUGCGUUUGCUGAUAACUACCCCCUCCUCUGCCUUUCAGAAGAGUCGAUGGUGGAUGUUAACACUCAUUUGGAGAAGCCUGUCUCACAUCUCAACUUUCGCCCUAACCUUCUCAUCUCAGGUGUUUCUAAACCUUGGGAAGAGGACACCUGGUGUACAGUCGACAUUCGCGGAGUGACUUACUACUUUACCUGUCGCUGCACACGCUGUGACAUGCCUAAUAUUGAUCCUGAGACUGGCAUCAAGGACAAGCUUCAACCUCAGAAAACCCUGCAGAGUGUUCGCCGAGUUGAUAAGGGCAAGAAGGCCAAAUUCUUCGCUUGUGUUGGAAUCAAUGCAGUACCUAAUACCCAUUCAGGCGAGAUCCGCGUAGGCGAUCUUUUGGAGGUCAAGGAAGUCUUUGAAGGCGAGCGCAUGCGUACUGGCGCUUCUGGAUGGUCCACCAAGGCAGCUGCAGUUGUUGCUUAAAGCAUUAUGAGUGAAAAUCCAUAGACCUGAAUCAAAAUGCAUAUUUAUAGCACAGGUACAAAAAAUUAGUA
This is a messenger RNA of Lobosporangium transversale, 1116 nucleotides long. RefSeq lists its product as hypothetical. NCBI's taxonomy places the organism in Eukaryota, Fungi, Mortierellomycota, Mortierellomycetes, Mortierellales, Mortierellaceae. The coding region runs from base 131 to 1045 and encodes 304 amino acids. Gene Ontology annotation, molecular function: catalytic activity; pyridoxal phosphate binding; molybdenum ion binding. The transcript has 6 exons. The record is from RefSeq and is a predicted model, not a curated record.